Molecule: messenger RNA, 4545 nt
Organism: Cyprinus carpio (common carp)
Lineage: Eukaryota; Metazoa; Chordata; Actinopteri; Cypriniformes; Cyprinidae
Product: NACHT, LRR and PYD domains-containing protein 12-like
Exons: 13
Coding region: 1-4530 (1509 amino acids)
Molecular function (GO): protein binding
Source: RefSeq, a predicted model, not a curated record
AUGAAAGGGCAUGCUGUUAUUCCCAAACGGAGUACGGUACAGGUCUCACGCCAAGUGUACAUGCUGCCAGUUAAGGAGGAUAGCACACUCAUUUUUGAGCUUGAUGUGAAUCCUUGCUGGGCAGAUGGGCUUGAUUUCAAAGAAAGUUUAGUAAGGCUGAAAAGAGAGGCUCCAACAAAAAUCACAAUUGAGGUAUACAAUGACACUGAUCACGAUAUCACUCUGAUGGGCCAGACUCCGAUUGGUACAGUACAGCUUGUCAAGAAUGUCUUCCCUGCUAGUAUGUUUGGAGUGCCAGAAAACCUUACCGCUGUUGGGGUACGUCACAUCCAGGCUGCGGAGAAUUGUCAUGACAACACCAAUAGUGAUUCUUGGGACCCGCCAGUCGAUGUCAGCCACCUGAGCGAACAUCAGAGACAGGUAGUACAACAAAUGUUAAGAGAAGAGUGUCAUUCAUUCUCUAAAUCAGACAACGACAUUGGGUGUAUCAGGAAUUUGGAGUUGAGUAUAUCACUUAAAGAUGAUGAGCCAGUCAGUCGCACUUACAUGUCUGUGCCAAAGCCUUUGUAUCGCAAGAUGAAAGAAUACUUACAUGACCUCAUAGCAAGAGGCUGGAUUGAAAAACCCAACUCCUCAUACUCGUCUCCAAUUGUGUGCAUAAGAAAGAAAGAUGGCAGCCUCCGUUUAUGUAUCGAUUACAGGGAUCUAAACAGAAAGACUCAUCCGGACAGACAACCAUUUCCAAGGGUACAAGACAUUAUGGACAGCCUAGGUGGUAAUUGCAGGUUUUCUACACUAGAUCAAGGGAAGGCCUACCACCAGGGGUUCAUGUCAAAGGAAAGUAAGCACCUAACGGUGUUUGUGACACCCUGGGGCCUGUAUGAAUGGGUGCGUAUUCCUUUCGGGCUGAUGAAUGCUCCUGCAGCCUUCCAGCGAUGUAUGGAGGAGUGUUUAGAUGGCUUGCGGGUUGAGAUCUGCAUUCCAUACCUCGAUGACACCUUGGUGUUUAGUAAGACCUUUGAGAACCACGUCAAGGAUGUAAGGAAAGUGUUGCAGAGGCUUAGGCAACAUGGCAUCAAGCUUAAACCGAGUAAGUGUGAGUUCUUCAAACCUGAAGUCCGCUACCUGGGUAGGAUAGUCUCUGCAGAGGGAAGUAAAGUUGAUCCUGCAGAUACAGAAGCUGACAGAGCCCUGAAAGACAUACAACCAAAGAAUGUGGGUACUAUGAUGAAAGAGUGCUCUGAGGAGUUGUCAUCAGACAUAAUAGGUGCAACCAUUCAGGCUGUAGAAGCUCAAGAAGGACCCAGCAUCCCAUGUGUUCAGCUGAAUUAUUGUGGUUGUUUGUCAUUUCCAUUCAGAGUCAAGAUCAGAUUCUGUUUUAUCAUGGAUGACAUACAAACAUCCACAGAUGAAGAUGUUUCUCCAGAAUGCAGUUCAUUUCAGCAGAAGAGAUCAGAAGCAGAGCCCAGCUGCGUGUCUAUGAGGAGUGAUUGGUCUAUGGAACAUCCAAUAGAUUUUAAGAGUGAAGAAACAAAGACUGAUUGCAGUUCAGUUCAUCAGAAAAGGUCAGAAGCAGAGCCCAGCUGUGUGUCUUUGAGGAGUGAUGCGUCUGUGAAUCAGCCAUUAGAUUAUAAGAGUAAAGAUACAAAGACUGAUCUCAGCCAUGAAGUUCUCAACACGUUUAGAUCAAAUCUGCUGAAGAAGUUUGAGCAUCUGUAUGAGGGAACAGCGACGCAGGGAAACCCAACACUCCUGAAUGAGAUAUACACAGAGCUCUACAUCACAGAGAUUGAGAAUGGAGAGAUCAGUAAUGAGCAUGAGGUGAGACAGAUUGAGACACAAUCCAGGACAGCAGCAACAGAGGACACAGCCAUCAAAUGCAGUGACAUCUUUAGACAUUUACUGCAAGACAAAGCCAUCAGAACUGUGAUGACAAAGGGAGUCGCUGGCAUUGGAAAAACAGUCUCUGUGCAGAAGUUCAUCCUGGACUGGUCUGAAGGGAAAGAGAAUCAGGACGUCCAGCUCAUAUUUCAACUUCCUUUUGUAGUGUCAGAAAUCAACUUGAUGAAGGACAAAACACUGAGUCUUUCAGAUCUUCUUCAUGUAUUUUUCCCUGAAACUAAAGAAAUGGAAAUAUCCAGUGAUGAAUAUAAAGUGUUGUUCAUCUUUGAUGGUCUGGAUGAGUGUCGUCUGUCUCUGGACUUUAAGAGCAAAGUGAAACUGUGUAAUAUAUCUGAAUCAGCCUCAGUGGACAUGCUGCUGAUGAACCUCAUUGUGGGGAAUCUGCUUCCCUCUGCUCUCAUCUGGAUCACCUCCAGACCAUCAGCAGCUGAUCUCGUCCCCUCUGAGUGUGUCCAUCGAGUGACAGAGGUACGAGGCUUCAAUGAUCCACAGAAGGAGGAAUACUUCAGGAAGAGUAUCAGUGAUCAGAGUCUGGCCAAUACAAUCAUCUCACACCUGAAGUCAUCAAGAAGCCUCCACAUCAUGUGCCACAUCCCAGUGUUCUGCUGGAUCUCAGCCGCUGUUCUGGAGAAGAUGUUGACUCCAGCAGAGAGUGGAGAGAUUCCCAAGACUCUCACUCAAAUGUACACACACUUCCUGAUCCUUCAGACCAACAUCAAACGUGAGAAGGACUAUGAGAAGAAGGUGACAGAUGAAGACAUGAUCCUCAAACUGGGGAAAGUGGCUUUUCAGCAGCUUGUGAAAGGCAACCUGAUCUUCUACGAGGAAGACCUGAGAGAGUGUGGCAUUGAUGUGACAGAAGCAUCAGUGUACUCAGGAUUGUGCACUCAGAUCUUCAGAGAGGAGUUGGGCUUGUUUCAGGGGAAAGUCUUCUGCUUUGUUCAUCUGAGCAUUCAGGAGCAUCUAGCAGCUCUAUAUGUACACCUCUCCUGGACAAACAACAACAGAAAUGUGUUUGAGCCAAUCACCAAACAGAGUUUACGGUCUAAAGUUCAGGACUGGUUUCAACUCAAUUCAUCAGAACAUUUUUUAUUAUCUGAGCUGCAUCAGAGAGCUGUGGAUGAGGCUCUACAGAGUAAAAAUGGACAUCUGGAUCUUUUCCUGCGGUUCCUUCUGGGUUUGUCAGUGGAGUCUUAUCAGAUUCUUCUACGACGAAUAAUGUUGAUGAAAAGAAGCAGCUCUGACAGCAAUGAGAAAACAGUUGAUUACAUCAAGAAGAAGAUCAGGACCAUUGACUCUCCAGCGAAAUCCAUCAAUCUGUUCCACUGUCUGAAUGAACUGGGUGAUCAUUCACUAGUGGAGCAAAUACAACAGUAUCUGAAAUCUGGAAGAAUAAAGGAAACCAAACUCUCUUCAUCUCAGUGGUCAGCUGUAGUUUUUGUGUUGUUGACAUCAGAAAAGGACCUGAAUGAGUUUUGUCUUGAUAAAUUGGUUAAAGGAAAAAAUAAACAUGAAAAUAUGGAAGUUCUUCAGAAGCUGCUGCCUGUGAUUAAAGAAUCCAGAUCAGUUCAGUUGAGUGAUUGUGGCGUCACAGAUGAAGGUUGUGCUGCUCUGGUUUCAGCUCUGAGAUCAAACCCCUCACACCUGAGAGAACUGAAUCUGUCUGGGAAUGAAAUAGGAGAUUCUGGAGUCACGCUGCUCUCUGCUGGACUGGCGGAUCCUCACUGUAAACUGGAGAAACUGUGGUUGAGAGAUUGUGGCAUCACAGAUGAAGGUUGUGCUGCUCUGGCUUCAGCUCUGACAUCAAACCCCUCACACCUGGGACACCUGAGUCUGACUGGGAAUAAACUGGGAAAUUCAGUGAAUCUGCUCUCUGAUGUACUACAAAAUCCUCACUGUAAACUGGAAAAACUGUGGUUGAAUGAUUGUGACAUCAAAGAUGAAGGUUGUGCUGCUCUGGCUUCAGCUCUGAGAUCAAACCCCUCACACCUGAGACAGCUGAAUCUGUCUUUGAAUAAAAUAGGAGAUUCUGGAGUCACGUUGCUCUCUGCUGUACUGAAGGAUCCUCGUUGUAAACUGGAGAUACUGCGGUUGAGAGAUUGUGGCAUCACAGAUGAAGGUUGUGCUGCUCUGGCUUCAGCUCUGAGAUCAAACCCCUCACACCUGAGACGACUGGAUCUGUCUUGGAAUAAAAAGGGGGAUUUGGGUGUGAAACUUCUCUGUGCUGGACUGAAGAAUCCUCACUGUAAACUGGAGGAACUGCAGUUGAGAGAUUGUGGCGUCACAGAUGAAGGUUGUGCUUCUCUGGCUUCAGCUCUGAGAUCAAACCCCUCAUACCUGAGACACCUGGAUCUGUCUUGGAAUAAAAUAGGAGAUUUGGGAGUGAAGCGUCUCUGUGCUGGACUGAAGGGUAAUCACUGUAAACUGGAGAUACUGUGGUUGAGGGAUUGUGGCAUCACAGAUGAAGGUUGUGUUGCUCUGGCUUCAGCUCUCAGAUCAAAUUCCUCACUCCUGAGACACCUGAAUCUGACUGGGAAUAAACUAGGAAAAUCAGGAGUGAAGUUACUGAAAGAUAAUCCACAUUAUAAACUGGAGACAGUAUACUGUUGUGAGUAUAUUAUUAUUUAAAUAUUUUAAAAUGGA